AUGAUUCACAUGAUUGAAGAUCAAAAACCUAAUGGUUUCAUGAUGACUCGUGUGCCAAUGAAACGACGUAAUUCACCUUCUUUGGACUUUACUUCUUUCAUUUCAAUUGAUGACUGCACGGUAUGGUUGCAGCACUUGAUGCAAUGUAGAUGGGAAAAAACGAUUUUCUGUAUGGCUUUUGCAAAUUAUCCGAGACCAAACUAA
This is a messenger RNA of Clunio marinus, 204 nucleotides long. Lineage: Eukaryota; Metazoa; Arthropoda; Insecta; Diptera; Chironomidae. The record is from the annotation of a GenBank genome assembly.